Molecule: messenger RNA, 3278 nt
Organism: Pristis pectinata (smalltooth sawfish)
Lineage: Eukaryota; Metazoa; Chordata; Chondrichthyes; Rhinopristiformes; Pristidae
Exons: 18
Coding region: 69-3143 (1024 amino acids)
Biological process (GO): neutrophil migration
Cellular component (GO): cell surface; apical plasma membrane
Molecular function (GO): protein binding; calcium ion binding
Source: RefSeq, a predicted model, not a curated record
UAAGUCGCUCCAGGUCCCAGCCUACCGUUCCUCCCCCUCCCCUCCUCUUUACGGGCGAUUUGCAGGUGAUGGGCCUCACCUGGUCUGGUCUGAUCUUUCUCCCUUUCACAGAGGGGUGGACAGGAGUGAGAGGCGGUGGACUUCCCCCUGCCGAGUUCAUCAGGAUGCUGUCCAGGCGCGGUGGGAGUCUGGCGCUGCUCGUCGCCGCCGUCCUGUUAGUGGGAUCCUCAGCAGGAGCAGAGCCAGGAACCUGUGGUACCGUCUCACUUUGCUGGGAUAUUGCAUCAAGCAUCACGUUUGCUGGGAAACUUUAUUUAAAUCACAACAAUGUUCUUGAUGCUGGAAGAAUAAGAAAAUCUGGGUCUUGGUGGCUGGAACCAAGGGGGGAGCAUGUCCUACACUUCGCGUACAUGACCCAGUCAUUAACCUGGAGAAUCUACACCAUGUGUCCUCCACACAUAGAAAAGUUGUCAGAUGGAAAUGUCACAGAAAUACAGGGAGUAGAAGCCACAGAACAAAGUUUCCUGUUCCAAAGAAAUGCAAGACUGGGCUGUGAGGGAGAAGUCCUUUACUUUUUUGGGACAAAUGAUAUGUCACUGGCUAUAGUUUCCGCUGAUUGGUUCCCCUUGAAGAUCAAUACCGUUCCCACUGGACUGAGCCUCUCCUGGGAGCUUGGAGCAUGUUUCCUUAAAGAUCUCCUCUGCGCCCUUCUGUUGUAUGAUGUGGAUGGCAACAAUUUGCAUCAGGAGAUCAUCCGAGGCCCAAACCUUGACAUCCCAGGUUUAACGCCAUGUACACACUAUAUAGUGUGUUUGAAUAUUACGGAACACAAUAUCUGUGCUAUAACCAUAACAGAUCCCUUGCCAGCCAGCAAUCUGAGCCUAACAGCAUCAAACUCCAACAGCAUUACCAUUUAUUGGGACAAACCAGCUCUGGGGGAUGUAGACUGGUUUCAGUUGGAUGUCGGCUUGCUUGGACAGAACAGAGAGGCCACUGAGUCACCCCUUCAGUCGUACGGCCUAACACAAAGUGGGGCUGCCUUCCUUAUCGACGGCCUGCCGGCUUGCCAGUGGGUGCGUGUCUCUCUUGUGAGUGUGUGCGAAGGAGCCACGGUGAAGGAAAGCACGAAGGUGUCCCUGGUGGCUGAGACAGCUCUGAAGUUUGUGAAGCUUGCUCAGACUGCUGCUUCUGCUGACGGUUACGGUGUGUCUUGGUCAGUCUCGGGAGAUCCAUCACAAGUCUUCUUCCAAGUCUAUAGAAAUGGACACCUGCAACUGACCCAGAAUCAAACAGAGUAUGUCUCAACAGGCCUCGGACCUUGCACCAAAGAGAUGUUUACACUAGAGGCGGUGUGUAGGAAUGGACCUAUGGCUGACAGAAGGUCAAUCACUGUGUCAACAGCUCCAGACAGGGUUUCCAACCUGAUCUACAAACAAACCAUUGAUGGAGGCUUCUUCUCCUGGCGUUCCCCACCAGUCCAUCAUGGAAUUUGUGUGCAGGUUGACAAUACUUCAGUGGCUUUCACCAAGAGGAGUUAUUACCAGGUGUCUGGUUUGUCUGCCUGUACUCGGUAUCAGUACACGUUCCAAGCAACCUGUGGACAGUGGCUGAGCGAAGGAACCUCCUGGGUUGCAGUCACAGGCUGUCCUAUAGAAGCCCGACCUUCCGAUCGUAAGAGCAUUAUCGCUCUGCCCAACAAAAUACACGUCCGCAUUCACUUCCCCUGGCAGUUUGCGGAUUACAUGAAUGAUCCAUCUUCACGAGUUUAUCAAAAGCUGGCAGGAGUCUCCAGUUCCAAGGUUGGGCGGUUGUUGCUGGAUUCUGGGAAACUCUCCAGUGCCGAAGUGGAGCUGUUGGACCUGGUGAAAGGCAGCGAUGCAGUGGAAAUGGAUGUAGCAGCCGACGUCCGAUUCAAUAGCACACCAGCAAGCCUCGAGCAUCUUCUGUCUGAUCUCGGUGAUUCUGACGUGUCUGCUGUGGGUGGUGCACUGUUCUGGAACGAUGAAGAUGAAUGUCCAUCAGUCAAGAAUGACUGUCCUGUCGGGUCUGACUGUAUCAACACCUUUGAUUCAUUCACAUGUGUUUGCCAUCAAGGGUACUUUGACCCCAAUCAUCAAAGCAGAGCUUGUAGAGAUCAUGGGGUGUUCACAAACUGCAGAAUGGAUUUGAUGAAAAUUAGCGUGUCAAAAGAAUUCCUGGCGGAUCAGGCACAGCGGGGUCUGAAUCUGGUCUUGAACGAUGGGGUCUGUGGAGUAGAAGAGGAGUUGGACUUCUACACGUUCACUGUCACCGACACCAAGACUUAUUGUGGAGGGCAACUCCAGAUGAAUGAGACACACCAAAUAUUCAAACACGUCAUUACUAAUGAGUACCAUUCUGAAUCUCCCAUCAUCAGGGAGCCACCCCUGAUGUUCACUGUGAAUUGUGCCUAUUCUAAGAGCUCCUUGGCAAAAAUGCCUCUGGAUAUGAUCCCACAGAUCAGGAUGCUUGACCCGAUAGUCGGGUACAAUCGAGAUCCUCUCCAGCUUGCCAUCUUUCUCUACAAAGAUGACACUUUCUCACCCGAUGCCAUGUAUGGAGAAGCUCCAACCAUCGAACUUAAUGAGGACCUCUAUUUAGAGGUGGGUCCAUCUCUGACUGAGAGCUCGGAGGCUGCUUUUGUUUUGGAAGUGGUUUCCUGUUGGGCCACUGUGGCAGCUGACUUGCUGGGAAGACAAGUGUUCCAAUUCCUCCAGGAUGGUUGUCCUGUAGACGAGACCUUCAGAUGGUAUUCCAUUAACGGGUUGAGCAGCAGCACUCGAUUUGCCAUCAAAAUGUUCCACUUCACGGAAAUGGCCAACUGUCCCAUUUACCUGCAUUGUCGGGCAAAGAUCUGCAAUGUAGAAGCCGCCACAGACUGUUUAACGGAAUGUCCCAGUCCACAGAUCCACAAAAGACAAGAACAGAGAGGAGAGACAACACCCCAAGAGCCUGUGACUGGACUUGUUUCCACGGGACCUAUAGAGCUGCAGGGCACUAACUGGCAUCAGAUGAAACCCCUCCUCUGGAUAAUUGGCAGUGUAACAGGAACAUCUCUGCUGAUGGUGGUUGCAGUUGUUGCAAUGAAGGUUAUAAACAGCCGUGUGCGGUUUGGAACAGCUUAGUUCUUGAUUUGAAGUUUGAGGGUAUCUUCUGCUUACUGAGAAAUGUUUCGUUCACUAUCUACCUGGUACUGAGACGAGUUCUGAGCAUCUGCAAUGGGUGUUUAAAAUAAAAGCAAAUUAAUUGUCCUGUCUCGU